Ceratitis capitata (Mediterranean fruit fly) is the source of this 2220-nucleotide messenger RNA. RefSeq names its product arrestin domain-containing protein 3. Lineage: Eukaryota; Metazoa; Arthropoda; Insecta; Diptera; Tephritidae. The record is from RefSeq and is a predicted model, not a curated record. Gene Ontology annotation, cellular component: cytoplasm. Gene Ontology annotation, biological process: protein transport. The transcript is spliced from 4 exons. Bases 436 to 1959 code for a protein of 507 amino acids.
UAGUUUCAUAUUUGGUACCAAUUUUGUGAUCUCCUGACCAGUGCGAUUUCAGUCAUGAAAUUCGGGUAUUAAACUAAAACCUACUCUGACCAGUUUGAUAUUCCACUGUACAGACUAACCAGCAUGUACAUAUAUUAAUAUUUAUAUUUGUAUGUAUGUACAAAAGUAGUUAGUUGGUAAAAUCUCAAUAAAGCACAGUAUUUUAGUCUUACUGUAGUGGUUUAGCAUAGACGUUGGUCGGCUGAAGGAAUAACAAAACGGUUGUUGUGCUGUCAUCGUUUUUGUCAUCUCUUCUAAGCGGUGUAAUACUUGGCACCACGAAAGUUUACAAAAUUUCACUCAAGUAUGAAAUUUUUUUGAAUUUCGUACCUAAAUUUGGUGAAAGUGAAGUGAAAUUUCAUAUAUUCGAAAAAAAAACUGUGGUGUUUGGAAAACAUGCCUACAAUGUGUUCUUUCCAACUGGACCGCAUGGAUGCGGUCUACAAUAGUGGCGAAUACAUACACGGGCGUAUUGUAUUGAAAACAGAAAAAUUGAAACGCGUAAAUGCCGUGUUUGUAACGCUCGAAGGUGAGGCACGUGUCCAAUGGUCACUCAGCGGCAAAACCGACUCGGCUAACUACUGUGGUCAUCAGCAAUACUUGUAUACGCGCACCAAUGUCUUCGAUAGUCCCGAGUUUCGAGCGGGUACACACGUUUAUGUCUUAAGACUACGCAUACCGUCCGGUUGUCCGUCCUCCUGCAAAGGCCCGUAUGGUUUUAUAGCUUAUAACAUCUCGUUGACUAUUGCCAAGCCAUGGACGUUCGAUGAAAUAUUUCGCAAACCCAUAACUGUGGUACAAGCAUUAAACUUGAAUCACAAUCCGGAGUAUGGGCUGCCAAUACGUGAUGAAAAUGUGAAAUAUCUCUGCAAUUGGCCAUGCACCUCUGGACCCAUCAUGUACACAUUGCUACUGCCUUACAAUGGUUUCGUCGCACGUCAACAGAUAACCUUUUUCCUCGAAGUGGACAACCAAUCGCCGCACUAUGACAUCUCCAGCGUUGAGGCUUCACUCAAACAACAUUUCAUAUUCCUUGCACGCCAGCCUUAUAAACGUAACUUCUAUACAAAAACUUUAGCGAAAAGUAUUAUUACGGAACGUACUCUACGACUAACGAAGCGCAUGUAUCAGGGUACAGUAUGUGUACCCUCCGAUACACCACGAUCAACGCUAAAUCCUAACUAUAUUGUUUUUGUACAUUAUACGCUGCAGGUAAAGUUGAAAACCGGUUAUUUUCACUAUGAUACAGAUCUGUCAGUACCGGUGGUAAUUGGUACAAUACCGUUACAACAACAUGGCGUUCAAAUGGUGACCACAACACAGCCGCGACGGAUCAGUACACGUGAUAUAUCCAACAUAGAAGAGGAAGAUGGCGAUGUAGCGGGUGAACAGUGGAGUGUGCAGGCGGAAAUUAAUCAGACGGAAGAGGAUGGUGAGGAUGACGACGACGACGACGACGAUGACGUGAUCCAGCAAACAACGAGUAGUCAAGUGAGGGCACAAAGAACACGUGCGCAAGACAUAAGCAAUAACAAUGAGGAUGAUGAGCCCCCUUCCUAUGACAGUUGUUUGCCCCCCUCCUUCAGUUUCGCCACACUCAGCAGUCAACAAACACUGGACAGCGUGGGUCAAUCGUCAGAUACCAAAAUGCGUGCAAAUCAACAACAACGUACGAUCAAAUUACCUAAAUUUCCUGGCUAUGAUAUCAUUGCUGCCUCAACGCAGGCCAUUAAUACGUCAGCAGAUUCAGCGUUGAGCUUGAACUAUUACCGUUCCUACGGUUCGCUUGGUACAGGGCAAACUGGACGCAGUUUGGAUACAUUCGCCUCGAGUUGUGGUGUACUCAGUGAAACGGAUGAACAGGUGCAUGAAGCGAACGGCGAUGAUGAUGAUGACGACGAUGAUGAAGACAUUUUUUAAAAACCAAAAAAAAAAAAAUUAUUGUAACAAUGUUAAACUGAUUUAAGUGCCAAAUUAAUUAACCAGAAAAGUGCCAAAGACUACAAUGAAGCAACUUGCCACUCGCCAUAUGCCAAUACCUCAUUUUGUAGUUUGUAAAUUAUUAAAGUGCUUGUAGUAGUAUUAUAUUAAAAAAAAAAAAAAUAUUUCCACUUGACGCUUUAGAAUUAGUGUACAAAACGUUAUACGAUUAAAUAAUUUGGUUGUAGAAGCUUUGACUUU